AUGUCUCUAAAUACAAAUCUUUCACUUAGUACUUUAAAUCGACACUUUGUUGUUCAUACCAAUUUCAAACCUUAUUCCUGUGGCUUAUGUAAUAAGCGUUUUUCUUUUAAAAAUGGCUUAAAAUCACAUAGUUUUGUUCACACAACUGAUAAACCUUAUUCUUGUAUUGUCUGUAAUAAAAGAUUUACACAAAAGCAUCAGUUAAAAGCGCACAAUCUUGUUCAUAGUAAAGAAAAGAUUUAUUUUUGUAGUAUGUGCUCCAUGAGUUUUACUGAAAAACACCAUUUAAUUUCACAUACUUUCGUCCAUACUAAAGAAAAACCUUUUACUUGUAGUAUAUGUCAGAGAGGUUUUUCACUUAAAACUAAUUUAAAUGCACACAUUAUGAUUCAUAAAGGGGAAAAACCUUAUUCGUGUAUCGUAUGCAAUAAAAGUUUUACUCAAAAAAGAAAUUUAACGCAUCACUACCUUACUCACACAAAUGAAAAACCUUAUUCUUGUUUCUUGUAG
This is a messenger RNA of Parasteatoda tepidariorum (common house spider), 510 nucleotides long. Lineage: Eukaryota; Metazoa; Arthropoda; Arachnida; Araneae; Theridiidae. The record is from RefSeq and is a predicted model, not a curated record.